AUGAACAAGACAAUUGAGCUACUUGCCAGCAAAGGUCAAGGUACUAUAAGACUAGAUCUCUAUUACCAGCCGGGAAUCGCUCUCUUAACCAUCGACAAUCCCAAAAGGCACAACGCAUUAUCCGGAAAGAUGAUGGUUGAGUUCCAUCAUGCCGUCUCUAAAUUGGAGCGCAACUCAACAAAUGAUCUAGUUGCCCUUUUAGUAAAGGGAGGAGGUCAAUCGUCAUUUUGUGCUGGUUUAGAUCUCAGUUUUGCUCGUGAACAUGUGAAAUCCGCAGACAUGUCUUUGGCCAUGAAUGAGUUGAUGCAACAGACAAUCGAAAGACUUUAUCGACUGCCCUUAAUCACAAUGGCUGUGGUAACAGGAGGUGCUAUCGGCGGUGGGUCAGAAUUAGUUACAGCAUUUGAUUUUGUCUGUAUGAGUCAGACAGCAUUUGUUCAUUUUGUACAAACCAGGAUGGGGGUGUCGAGUCCGUGGUCUGGCGCAAGACGUUUGGUGGCACUUGUGGGGAGAAAGAAAGCUCUUUUAUGGAUGGCAGGCGGCUACCGAUUGACUGCACAGGAGUGCAUUGAAGGAGGGCUUGCAGACUUGAUAGUAGAAAAAGACAGUGAAUGUUUGAAUGCAAGUUUAUUAUACUUGAAGCCAUUUUUGGUGGAUGAUAGAACCGGUAAACGAGUCUCUCCCAACGCAGUGAGAGGUAUGAAGCAAUUGAUUUCACGUCAAAUGAAAGAGGAUGAUGGAGAUUUUGAAAAGAAGAUAUUCGCUGGCACUGCUUUCUCAAAACUUUGA
This is a messenger RNA of Mucor velutinosus, 789 nucleotides long. RefSeq lists its product as uncharacterized. The record is from RefSeq and is a predicted model, not a curated record. Gene Ontology annotation, cellular component: cytosol. Gene Ontology annotation, biological process: fatty acid beta-oxidation. The transcript has 2 exons. NCBI's taxonomy places the organism in Eukaryota, Fungi, Mucoromycota, Mucoromycetes, Mucorales, Mucoraceae. The coding region runs from base 1 to 789 and encodes 262 amino acids.